GGUGGUGAUCUUGAGUGUGUGUGUCACUUGGUUUCUCCUGAAAUUUUGGAGGGUUCAAGAUGAGGUUUCCAUAGAUGGGAGGCGAUUAUCAUGUCAUGCAUAGUUUGUUGCAUUCCAAUCUUCUACCUCGCUACACCGCUUUCCAUUGCCAAUAUGUUUGAUCGCCGUGUGCUACCAAGUCAUAGAUUCGAGACACAAAGGUACAAAGCCACGUCGUGGUGUGAUCUUCUUGGCGUGGUACCUAUAUCCACACCCAUAACACGCCCAACCCCAUACUAUAGCAUAAUCACCAUAGCAACCACGUACCUCCAAGUUAUCACGACAUCACCGCUUGAAUCCGAAUAUGUCGCACCCGAUAAAUCUACUCGCCAUAGCUGGCGCAACUGAACUAUGUCCCUUCCUCGCACGCGCACAUGACAUGCCAUCGUGACCUGUGUGUCAAUCACACGCUCGUGGCAAGUGCGCGUGGAGUGAGACAGACCUCCGCGUCGAAAAGAGGUGUUGGGCGCGAAAAGUAUUCUGUCCAGAAUGGAAGCGAUAUAUUGACGUCGUCCCUCAUU
This is a messenger RNA of Dothidotthia symphoricarpi CBS 119687, 560 nucleotides long. RefSeq lists its product as uncharacterized. The transcript has a single exon. Lineage: Eukaryota; Fungi; Ascomycota; Dothideomycetes; Pleosporales; Dothidotthiaceae. Bases 91 to 387 code for a protein of 98 amino acids. The record is from RefSeq and is a predicted model, not a curated record.